CCGCGCGCUCCUGCCCUGCGCCCGGGUCCUGCCCGGUCGCGCUGCGAGCUGCUCUCCACCCGGGACGCGCGCACCAUGGACUCGGGAGCCAGCGCUCCAGGACCAGCCGCCUUUCGGUUGGACGUUUAGCGGAGGUGGGCGGGGAGUGGCCGAACCCCACACGCGCGCUUCUCCAUGAAGAUUCUUGAGCUUUCUUUGAGGAAAGGAGUGCAUAUGCUGCAGUGUCUCUGUGGAAGGAGCCUCAGGACCAGCAACAGCCUAAGCGAACCCCAGCUGAAAGGAAUUGUGACAAGGUUAUUCAGCCAGCAGGGAUAUUUCCUGCAGAUGCACCCAGAUGGUACCAUUGACGGGACCAAGGACGAAAACAGCGACUACACCCUCUUCAACCUAAUUCCCGUGGGCCUGCGUGUGGUGGCCAUCCAAGGGGUGAAGGCCAGCCUCUAUGUGGCCAUGAAUGGUGAAGGCUAUCUCUACAGCUCAGAUGUUUUCACUCCAGAAUGCAAAUUUAAGGAAUCUGUGUUUGAAAACUACUACGUGAUCUAUUCUUCUACAUUGUACCGUCAGCAAGAAUCAGGCCGAGCAUGGUUUCUGGGACUCAAUAAAGAAGGUCAAAUUAUGAAGGGGAACAGAGUGAAGAAAACCAAGCCCUCGUCACAUUUUGUACCAAAACCCAUUGAAGUGUGUAUGUACAGAGAGCCAUCGCUACAUGAAAUUGGAGAAAAACAAGGGCGUUCGAGGAAAAGUUCUGGAACACCAACCAUGAAUGGAGGCAAAGUUGUGAAUCAAGAUUCAACAUAGCUGAGAACUCUUCUCUUUGUCCCUUUCUCAUCCCUUCCCUUUCCCCCUCUCCUUUACCCAUUUUCUUCCAAUAAACCCACCCAAGGAGAGAAAAAUAAAAUGUCAACGCAGGACCUAGUGGCUCCCAAAAUCUUCCUUUGUGUAGGACAGGAAAAUUGAACCAAAGCUUUCCUGUUGCAGUGUGGUAGAAAAUGCAUAUGCACAAAGAUUAGCACACAUAUAAGCGAGAGGAAAAUAAAUCAAGACUCCACAAACAUUAAAGUAAUUUGUGCAUUUAUUACUAGAGGGCUAAUUGUAAUGAAGACAUAACUGUAAUAAAGAUGAAAUAAAGUUAUUACCUUAAAGA
Messenger RNA from Eptesicus fuscus (big brown bat), 1144 nucleotides. It is a transcript of the gene FGF12, whose product is annotated as fibroblast growth factor 12. The record is from RefSeq and is a predicted model, not a curated record. Gene Ontology annotation, biological process: positive regulation of cell population proliferation; positive regulation of gene expression; animal organ morphogenesis. Gene Ontology annotation, cellular component: cytoplasm. The transcript is spliced from 5 exons. The coding region runs from base 175 to 798 and encodes 207 amino acids. Gene Ontology annotation, molecular function: fibroblast growth factor receptor binding; growth factor activity. Lineage: Eukaryota; Metazoa; Chordata; Mammalia; Chiroptera; Vespertilionidae.